CCUGAGAUUCUAAGUGACUCUGACAUGGAAAUAAUUGACAGUUCUGUUGAAUGGAAUUCUUCAAAUGACCCAAAAUUGAUAGUAAUUAUGAAUCCUGUGCAAGAUUGUUUUCUUUGGUUGUCAUUGAAAAACAUCUAUUUGUGACGUUUAAAGAUCAGGAUGAGGAAAAGCGAUUGAAGUAUGCAAGUGAAGAUUUAAUUAACCUGAUUGGUCUUCUGGAUGAAAAGCUAUAUGCAUUUUUAUAGCAGCAUGGUACAGAAAUCCAACUGGAAGUUAAAUUUAAACAGAA
Messenger RNA from Acanthoscelides obtectus, 289 nucleotides. The record is from the annotation of a GenBank genome assembly. Lineage: Eukaryota; Metazoa; Arthropoda; Insecta; Coleoptera; Chrysomelidae.